AUGUAUUUGACUUCAUCUACCAUCCAUCCACCUCCCACUACAGACAACAGAAUCUCAUCAACCAUCAUUCCAUCACCUGAAACAACAACAGAUGACAGAUUCCCAUACACCAUCAUUCCGGAUUUGACGACAGACAACAGAAUCUCAACCACGAUGACUCCACCACCUACUACGACAGAUGACGACAGCAUUUUUUGCCUCAGUCCUGGCAUGGUGGCCUCUCCCAUCCUCACUGUCCUGCUGGCGUUGAUCCUUCUGCUGUCAUAAUGUACACCUCUCAUAUAAAUCUUCUAUCUCUGCAUAGGCAGCGAAAAUGAUUAGAAAUUUCUCCCAGCUAUGCAUAUAUGUUAUAAUGGCAUUGCAAGUUGACAUUUUGUCCUAAAAUUGUGAAAUCUGGGAAGCUGUGUAUUACCUUAAGAAAUCAGCGUAAAUAUAUUGUUGAGUAGAAACCGAACUUGUAGCUUCUAUUCAACAAUAUUUGGUGAUGGGACUUCAUUUUUAUUAAACUUUUACGUGCACA
Poecilia latipinna (sailfin molly) is the source of this 520-nucleotide messenger RNA. RefSeq names its product mucin-2-like. The transcript has 6 exons. NCBI's taxonomy places the organism in Eukaryota, Metazoa, Chordata, Actinopteri, Cyprinodontiformes, Poeciliidae. The record is from RefSeq and is a predicted model, not a curated record. The coding region runs from base 1 to 267 and encodes 88 amino acids.